Molecule: messenger RNA, 225 nt
Organism: Brugia malayi
Lineage: Eukaryota; Metazoa; Nematoda; Chromadorea; Rhabditida; Onchocercidae
Exons: 2
Coding region: 1-225 (74 amino acids)
Source: RefSeq, a predicted model, not a curated record
AUGAUUGAUUUACAUACAGUCUAUAUUUUUUACUCUAUCUCCUUACCCUUCCACAUUGCUGUGGGCAAAUACAAUGAAAGAACAUCACCGUGGUUCGCGCAUCACCCUAUCAUCUCAUUUAAGGAUUCAUUAAGACGGCAACCAGCGAUAAAAGAAACUGGACAAUUUUUUGCUAUGCGGGAAAGGUAUGCAUCGGAAGUGAUCAAUUUCUGUCAUGAAUUAUAA